Molecule: messenger RNA, 1761 nt
Organism: Dreissena polymorpha
Lineage: Eukaryota; Metazoa; Mollusca; Bivalvia; Myida; Dreissenidae
Exons: 10
Coding region: 151-1014 (287 amino acids)
Source: RefSeq, a predicted model, not a curated record
AUUUGUUCGUGUUUGGUUCGUCAUACGCUCGGAAAAAAACUUAAUUGCGUCUGCGUUUAUAUCUCGAUUGUGAAGCUGUGCAGUUAUAAACAUUCGGAAGUUGGUUCUUUCAAGUCUCUCUUUCGGAAGAAAUCGAGUGUUUUGUUGAAAAUGAGUAAUUUCUACGUCUCGCCGGAAAAGCUGUUCGGGAAGAACCCGGCUGAGUGGGUUCUGCAACCCGGAUGUGAAUGUAGUGCCGCGGGCGUAGGAUUCGUUCACGAAGUACAAAAGGGACCGGAAGUCUACGCCGCUAGUGCUGGCGCCAUCCCGGGACUCACACCGGAAGAAACGGCCAUCCUCGCUGGUGUUCUCACGGGACUGGCAACUUUCCUGUUCUUGUUGAUUCCCAUUUUGUGCUGCCUCUGCCCAUUGUCGGGCUGUUGUGGCGCCGGGAAGAAAAAGGCAGCAGCCGCAGCCGCCAGUCAACGGCAAAGUAACAUGAUGAGAUCUGAACACGAGUUUUGGAAUGGCAACAGUUUGGGAAAAGGCGAAAAAAUGGACUACGAAAAUCUGUACGGCGUCGAUAUGAAACUUCCGCGUCCAUGGGUCGACAACUCGAUGAACGGUUCACAUUUCGACAAACAAGAUGGCGAAUGGGAGGGAAUAGACGUGUCUAGGGAUGAAAUAGACGCUGGUUUGCGAGGUGGAAAUGGCCGUAUGGGGGGCGAGGAGUUAGCAGAGCAGUCUGGCAUCGUCACGUACGCCAGUGGGGAGGCCAUGGCGGGUGGUUCCGGUUCCGGUGGUGGCGCCGCCUACACCUCCAUGGAUCGAGGCCGAAGCGGCGGUGACGAAGUGAUCACUGAGUACACGACCACCCGUCGGGUUGAUAUGACCAUCGGGGGCAUGAGCCAGGAAGAGGCGGAGGGGUAUUAUGCCCAGAAUUUCGGCGGUGGACACAACAACGACAUGUCAAAGGAUAACUUCAUGAAAAUCUACUAUCAAUAUCGAGAUGGGUUGAACAGAAAUGGAAACUAAGGGCAACAAAUCUACAACUCCCCAAACGUGGCGACACUUCUAUUUGUUUGUUUUAUCCAUACAUUGUGAUACAUCUCAGCCAAUUUAACAAAAAGGAUUCGGCUCCAUUUUCGUUACAAAUUAUCAUAUGUGACGAUUCUGAAAUUAACUUUGAGGGAGACAACUAUUAUUUUCAUUAUUUGUCGUAAUUUAUCAAGUGCGACUGCUAAACGAAUGAACUAAUGGGGCAACUCAUAGCAAUCGAGUAAAACUUAUCUAUAUUUCAACUAAAAAUGGACUUGUUCUGUAUGUAUUUAUAUUUUCUAUUCUGAAUUUCGUUCUAUUCAAAUACUUGUAAAAACUGACAACUUUUGUUUGGUAUUGACUUAUAAAGGGCGACUACCAUACAACUGAGGUAAAAGGAGACAGUGUUAAAUUAAUAGAUCAAGUGUCGGCUCUGUACGAUCUGUAUAAAUGGAUAUACAUUUUAUUUUGUUUUAAUUAACCAAGGAAGAUUACUCUACCAUUGAGUUCAUCGAUGAAAUGUUUUAUUAAUCAUAAAUGUAUCGCUUGCAAGGGGUUCUACUGAGAACUUUUGAAGAAAACUCUUAUUUUUAUGUUCAAGUGCGAGAACUCUGUCAUACAAAUAGUGUUCUGUCCUUUGUACUGUAUUUACUUGCACUUACUGUAUUCUAUUGAUGCGUUCCUCUUUUUUUUACAGCUACUUCAAUAAACUUACGCAUGUAUUUGUUGCGACAAUUAAAGAUU